AUUUGUGUUUUUUAAAAUGGAAGAAAUAGAAUAUAUAACAUUAAUUGAGUGGUUUUGUCAUCAGUUUUAUUAUAAUGGAAUGUUACAUUAUUGUAAAGAAGCUUGUGAAACAUAUCCGACUAGCGAACACCUAAGACUUCUUCUAAGUCUUGCAUAUGCAUUAAUUGGAAAGACUCAAGAAUCUAUUAAAGAAACUACAACUUUAAUGAAUGAUACAGAUACAACAUUAGCAGCACUACUUGUACAAAGCGUAGCAUAUAUAAAUAGUGAAAAUGUUGAAAAAAUUACUGUAAUGCAAAUCGAAACAAGAAUUAGAGACGAAAGACGAAAAUCGUCUUCAAAUGGAUUAUCAUUAGCAGCUUUAGUGUUGCUUUUAUCUCAGAAAGUUGACAAAGCAAAGGAUUAUAUCGAAAGGGCAUUUAAACUUGAUUCAUCCAACAAAAAUGUUUUGUUGACUAAAGGUUGGAUAAAUUUAUUGCUCAUGAAUGAGAACAGUUUGAAUGAACCAAAUUUGUUUGAUGCUGUUUUAAAAGAAGAACCAAAGAACGUAAAUGCUUUAAUUGGUUCUGCAAAAUAUAAAUACCAGCAUGGCAAUUAUGCUGAAGCAAUAUUGACAUUGAAUUCAUUAAUUGUACGCUAUCCUAAAUUAUGCUUACCUUUGAUUGAAAAAUUGUAUAAUCAACUUGCAAUGAAAGAUUGGGAUCAAGUACUAGAAACUGCUAACAGAAUACUAUCCAUUGAUUCAAAUAAUGCAGAUGCUAUUAAAGCGAAUGCAUUUGUAGCUCUUUGUAGAGAUGGAAAUUAUAGCGAAGCAUUGAAGUAUUUACAAUCGUUUUUUAAAAAUCUAAUACUUACAGAGGGAAAAGCUGUGCCUGCUUUAAUUAGUAAUAUUCAAUUAUUUUCUCGAAUCGCAUGCAAACAUCAAGAAAUUUUAUUAGAACUAUCUAAAAUUGUUGAAAAAAUGAUGCAGCACAAUGCAAAAAUGGCAGAUCUCAUGAUUGAAUUGGGAAAUUUAUAUAUUUCAUUGAAUAAAAUAAAAGACGCAGAAUAUUGGUAUAGAAGCGCUGUCAGAAUCAAUGAAUCUUCAUUUACAGGUCUGAAAGGCUUAGCGCACUGUCAGCUUUUAGAUACUUCAGAAGAUGCAUCAGAUUUGGCACAACAGCAAUUAGAUUUUUUGAUGGAAAUACAAUCGGAUUCAGUGGAUGCGGAACUACUUUUUAUGUCUGCAAAAUUGAAUAGCAUCGAUUCAAAUAAAGCUUUAAAUUAUUUAGACAGAGCAGCCACAAUCAUAUUAUAUAAUUGUAAAUACAUUCCAUAUGGAUACGAUUAUAUAAAAAAAUUAAACCCUGAUUUAUGUUUAGAGAUUUCUAAGCAACGUUUAAUUUAUUCUGUGGCAAAUGAUACAACACAGUUGGAGGAAAAAUUAGUGAAUCAUAAGGAACCAAGUUUAUACUUGUUGGAACAGUUGUCAGAAGCAUAUCCUGGUUUGAUCACAGCUCAAUUACUGUUAAGUAAGGCUAAAAUGCAAAGCGGGGAUUUAGACGGUGCUUCAUACAUAUUAAGAAAUUUGUUGGAUAAUGUCGAUUCGUCAAACGCAGAAGCUCAUUUACUUAUGGCACAAAUUUUAACUCAACAAGGAAAUUACGAAUUGGCUUCCCAAAGUCUGGAAGUAGGUUUGAGUUAUAAUUUCAAGAUCAGAGACAGUCCAAUCUAUCAUUUAAUCAUAGGCAUUAUUCAAAAGGAAAACAAAGACGUGAAAGGUGCAAUAAAAAGUUUCCAAACAGCUAUGUCAUAUGCAGGAUUGCAAUCUAAUAAAAAUAUUUUGGAUAUUACGCAUAUUUCUAUAUCAGAUACUGCAACGCUGUAUCUUGAAUUAAUUUCCGCUCAUAGCAAAAUGGGACAGUUUAAUGAAGCUAUUGCUAUAAUACAAGAUGCAAAAGCGAAGCUUGAAAAUACUAUGGAAGAGGGCAAAGUGUUAAUAGGAAAUGCAGAAUUAUUUCUGGAAAUGGAAGAACUUGAUGAAGCCAUUAACUGUUUAUCUAAAGUAACUCCGGAUCAACCCUAUUAUUUACAAGCACAUACACGUUUAGCUGAGAUAAAUUUAAAAUAUAAAAAAGAUCGACUCGCGUUUGCUAUGUGUUUCAGGGAACUGGUAGAACAUUGCCCUGGUCCCAAGACAUACAGUAUGCUUGGUGAUGCAUAUAUUUCCAUACAAGAACCAGAAAGGGCAAUAGAAGCGUAUGAACAAGCUUUAAAACAAAAUCCUUUAAAUAAAGUAUAUAUAGCGAGUAAACUAGGAAAAGCGCUUGUAAAAACUCAUCAGUAUACAAAGGCUAUAAAUUAUUAUCGCGAUAUAAUGAAACAGGAAAAUUUUAACAGCUUAAAAUUGGAUCUCGCGAAGCUAUUCAUGACAUUGAAACAAUAUGAUAAGGCAGAAAUUACAUUGGUGCAAGAACUGCAAGAUGGCCGUCGAGAUUCCGAUAAACAAAGUUUAGAAGUACGAGGUCAAUUAUUGCUGCUGCUUGCUAAAACUCGUGAGAAAGCAGGCAAUAUUCAAGGUGCUUUGUCAGCGUUGAAAGAGGCUAAAGAGAAUCAACACAGAUACAUACAACGCCUAGGAACUUCUAAUAUAGAAAAUGAGAAACAAUUCUUGGCUAACAUUUGUCUGACAAUGGCAGAUUAUUCAUCUUCUUUGAGGGAUUAUGAUCAAGCUAUAAUGUACUAUAAGGAAGCUUUAAAUCAUAAAUCUACAGAUGUAAAUGCUUUAUUAUCAUUAGCGAAGCUUUACAUGCAGACGAAUAAUUUGGACCAAUGUGCUCAAAGUUGUACAGCCGUAUUAAAUACAGAUCCAAAUAACGAAGCUGCUUCAAUAAUGAUGGCUGAUCUUGCAUUUAGAAAAGUUGAUUUUGAAACGGCUGCCUUUCAUUUUCGACAAUUAUUGCUGAAACAGCCAACGUAUUGGACUGCAUUGGCAAGGCUAAUAGAAGUUUCCCGUAGAACAGGAAAUAUGGAUGAUUUAGAAGAAUGGUUACACCGAGCAGAGGAAGGUACAAGGAGUGCACAUUUAGCAGCUGGUUAUUAUUACUGUGCAGGUUUAUUGGAUUGGCGUAUGGGUAAAUUAAAUUCCGCGCUUCGCCAUUUUAAUUUCGUAAGACGUGAUCCUGAAUGGGGUCAACAAGCGAUAUACAACAUGAUCGAGAUAUGUCUAGAUCCGGAUGACGAUUCGUCUUUGUCAAAUGAAGUAUUCAACGACGAUGACACGGAGUAUCAAGAUUCUAGAACGAUGGCUUUGAAGACAGCCUACCGUUUGUUACAAGAGCUGAAUCCCAAAGGUAGUCCGCAUGAAAUGUUGACUCACAGGUUGUUAAGUAAUUUUUUUUUGCUGGUUACAAAGCAGAAAUCAAAUAUAGAGAAAGCUCUACAGGAUUGCACGGCUCUAGCUAGCCAAGAAACGUUAAGAGACCAUGUUGGACCAGCCUUAGGCAUGGCAAUGGCUCACAUUCUUCUUAAACAAACUCCGCGUGCUCGAAAUCAUUUAAAGCGCGUUAGCAAGAAUACCUGGACAUUCGAGGACGCGGAAUAUCUAGAACGUUGUUGGUUACUUUUGGCCGAUAUCUAUGUACAGUCUAAUAAAUAUGACUUAGCAAAUGAUCUUCUACGGCGCGUUUUACAACAUAACGCAACUUGUGUAAGAGCUCACGAACUUUCUGGUUAUAUUGCUGAAAAAGAACAAAAUUAUCGUGAAGCUGCGUUACAAUACAGCCAAGCAUGGAAAUACGGAGGAAAAUCUAAAUUGUCGAUUGCUUAUAAACUGGCUUAUUGCUCUAUGAAAGCAAAAUCUUAUGCAGAUGGUAUCGAGGCUUGUAAUGAAAUUUUGAAACAGAGUCCAGACUAUCCACGCGUUAAAAAAGAAAUUUUAGAAAAGUGCAUUAACAAUUUACGUACUUGAAUAAAAUCCUUUAAUAAGGUUCUUUUCUUCUCUAUAAAAUAACUAAACUAUGAUUCUAUGUAGAUUAGUUAGUUAUAAAUAGACGAUAGAAAAGAAAACCGCUUGUCUUAUUUUAUUUUUACAGACUCUAUUAGUUGUACUAUGUUGUACUAGUUUUAAUAAAAAAAAUAAAAGAUUCUAAUUACAUUGCGUACAAGGGUAUUUCAUUUUCAAAUAGCGUAUGCCAAAAAUCGAUAUCUCGAAAGAGUUAGUUACAACGAAAUAUCGAGAUAUGGGAUACAUAGAGUGUUACCAAAGGAACGCGGUAAAUUGUUGCCUGCUAUAUUGAUCGCUAUGAGGCAAGGUGGAAGGAAAACAAUAGAAGAUCAAGAGCGGAACAAUUUUUAGACGGCACUUGAUCAUAUUAUUGAAAUGAAACGGUCCGCACGAUCGAAGAUAUGGCGAUAUUGAAAUAGAAAUCCACAGAGAAACAUAAUACGUUAGUAAAAGAAGCUGUAUACUCGGAUUUCAGAACUAAAUCCACUAACCUCGUUUUCAAAUCGACUAAGAAUAAUCUUACACCGUGCUUACCACAGUAGAAGAAGUAGAAGUCUUUGAAUAUGAAUGUGAAUGUGAAAGAAAUAAAAUAAAAUAAAAGAAAAGAAAA
Molecule: messenger RNA, 4595 nt
Organism: Megachile rotundata (alfalfa leafcutting bee)
Lineage: Eukaryota; Metazoa; Arthropoda; Insecta; Hymenoptera; Megachilidae
Product: tetratricopeptide repeat protein 21B
Biological process (GO): intraciliary retrograde transport; protein localization to cilium
Cellular component (GO): intraciliary transport particle A
Molecular function (GO): protein binding
Source: RefSeq, a predicted model, not a curated record